UUCAUCUUCUUCUCAGCUUCCUCCUUCCCACAAUUUCCAGUAGUCAUCGCUGUCCUGUUUUCUCCAAUCGUAUCAGAGCUCCGAGCCUCUGAUUCUCUGCUCGAUUUUCGUAUCAUUUCGUAGCAUCUGAAUCCGAUUGAGAAGAAAUCCACUCCCAGUGGAAUUUUGAUCCGGAUUUCAAAUGUCUCCUGCAAGAAAAUCUAGGAGUGUAAACAAACGAUAUUCUUAUGUAAAUGAAGCGUCCCCUAACAAAGAUGGAGGUGGCUCUAAAAGAAGCAGUCAACGGAAAAGGAAGAUGUCUAUGCUAGGCCCUCAGUGGAGUAAAGAGGAGCUUAAUCGUUUCUAUGAUGCAUACCGGAAACACGGUAAAGAUUGGAAAAAGGUGGCUGCUGCUGUGAGAAAUCGAUCAGUUGAUAUGGUGGAGGCCCUUUACUCUAUGAAUAUGGCUUACUUAUCUCUUCCAGAGGGGACUGCUUCUGUUGUUGGGUUGAUUGCAAUGAUGACCGAUCACUACUGCAACAUGGCUGCAAGUGAUAGUGAACAAGAAAGCAAUGAUGGUGCAGGAACAUCUCAAAAGCCUCAAAAGCGUGCCCGAGGUAAAGUUCAUGCGGGCACAUCCAAAGGGUCCGAUUUUCAGUCCCCUACUCCAGCAUCAAAUUAUGGUUGUUUGUCUUUAUUGAAGAAGAAACGCUCAGGAGGGACACGUCCUCGUGCUGUUGGAAAAAGGACACCACGGUUUCCUGUACCAUAUUCUUAUGAAAAUGGCCCCAAAAGGACAAUAGAUGCAAAUGACGAUGAAGUUGCUCAUGAGAUAGCUAUAGCUUUAGCCGAAGCUUCAAGAAGAGGCAGUUCUCCCCAGAUUUCUCGGACACCUACCCGUCAAUCUGAUAGUGCGUUAUCCACUCCAACUCAAAAAGCGGAAAGGAAGCAUAGCAAUCUGGAAAUGGUCAUUUCUACUCUUCCUACAUGUGAAAUGGAUGAUGAUGAAGGAAGCAUGGAAGCCGACACAGGAGAACUACACAGGCACGUGACUUCUUUGAGGGAAACUAGCAGAACAAUUCCAAAGGGGAGAAAGCUCUCUGGGAAAAAGUUAGAAAAUGAUGUCAAUGCUGACAGUAACUUUGAUGACAUCAAGGAAGCAUGCAGUGGUACAGAAGAAGGUUAUAGAUUAGGUGCAGUAAAAGCAGAACAUGACAUAGAGUUUACUGAUGAAAGAGUGUCAAGGGCUUCAUCUCUUGGUCUCCGAAAGAGGAGCAAAAAGGUUCCUUUUCAGAGAGAUGAAAGCUCUGCCUUCGAUGCUCUACAAACUUUGGCUGAUCUAUCACUGAUGAUGCCAGCAACAGAAAAUGAGAAUGAGUUAAUUAUGCAAACCAAAGAUGAAAAUUCUUACAUUGAGGAAUCUGGGACUGUGGAAGUUCUGCCUACAAACCACCAAAAGAAGAAGCGCAGAACGCCUGGAGUUAAAGCUAAAUGGAAGCGGCCCAUUUCAGGACUUGAGGUUGCAUCUAGUACAAUGUCAAAGCGUGUUAAAGCUUCAGCUGAUGCUAGUGUUGUUCCUGAAACAAAGCAGACGAGAAAAACAGAAAGCAUAUCAACAUCUAAGGGACGGAAAGAUGAUGUCCAUCUCAGUAAUGAUCUCUCUGAACCUCAAGAGCUUGACACAAACGAUUCACCGAAGGAGCCAGUCAGAAAGGGUAAAAGAUCUUUGCAGAGUUUAUCACCUAAAUUGAUUAUGAACCAAGAUCAUUCCUCAAGUCCAGAUAUAAGAAUAGAGGGAAGUGAUCCAGCUCAAAUGACUGCAGAAGUUCCUUUAGCAAACCAGGUCACUUUGCCUGAUAAAAUUACUAGUAGGCAUAAGACAGGGAUCAAGAAAUCACUAAGAGAAAAAAAUCCAUCUUUUCCUGAUAGCAUGUUGGAUAACAACUGCAGCCAGCCCUCUGUUACAGUCAAUGACAAAGUGGUCAACAUUAAGAAAAAGCUUUCUAGUUGCCUUUAUAACCAUCUUUUACGGCGAUGGUGUAUAAGUGAGUGGUUCUACAGCGCAAUUGAUUAUCCUUGGUUUGCUAAAAGGGAGUUUGUUGAGUACUUGGAUCAUGUUGGAUUGGGACAUGUUCCCAGGCUAACUCGUGUUGAAUGGGAUGUGAUAAGAAGUUCUCUCGGUAAACCACGGCGAUUUUCUGAACAAUUUUUGAAGGAGGAAAAGGAGAAGCUUUACCAAUACCGUGAGUUUGUUAGAACACAUUACACUGAUCUACGUGAGGGUCUUAGGGAAGGAUUGCCGACUGAUCUUGCAAGGCCAUUGUCUGUUGGACAACGUGUCAUUGCCAUCCACCCUAAAACAAGAGAAAUAUAUGAUGGAAGUGUGCUCACAGUUGAUCAUUCUAGGUGCCGGGUUCAGUUUGACCGGCCUGAGCUUGGAGUUGAAAUUGUCAAGGAUAUUGAAUGCAUGCCUCUAAAUCCCUAUGAGAACAUGCCUACACAGCUCAGCAGGGACAGACAAGCUAUGGACAAGAUACGGGAUAACUUUUUAGAGCACAAGGUUAAUGACAUUUUGAAUAUGAAGAAUGACAAUGGUUUCCCUUGUUUGCCUUCAUCAACCUGUGCGAAAAAAGAUCUAUUGCUGGAAUUAGAGCAGGCAGCAAAUUCUCGAUGCAGUACAGUGGAGCAGAACCGAGCUAAGGAAGCUGAUGUUCAAGCUUUAGCUAAGCUGACUCGUGCUCUUGACAAAAAGGAUGCUGUGAUUUAUGAGCUGAGGCAGAUGAAUGACGAUGUUUUGGAAAAUCAAAGGAGUGGUGACUGCACCCUCAAUGAUUCAGACCCAUUCAGAAAGCAAUAUGCUUCCAUAAUCAUUCAGUUAAAUGAAGUAAAUGAGCAGGUUUCUUCUAGUUUGUGUUGCUUGAGACAGAGGAACACGCACCAGGGGAAUGUGUCUCUUAGUUUGCAGUCAAGACCAGUUGCUAAUUUUGGUGAUGCUGGGGGUGAUUUAUUGAGCACAUUUGGCUACUGUACAUCUCAAAUCCAGGAACCUCAGUUUCACAUCAAUGAGAUCAUUGAGAGUUCAAAAAUAAAAGCCAGAACUAUGGUAGAUGCUGCUGUGCAGGCCCUGUCAUUACUUAACGGAAUGGAGAACGGAACAGGGGAUGUUGAAGCUGCUAUAGAUUAUCUCAACGACCGGAUACCGACAGAUGAAUCAUGCUUGCUUACCGUAAGAUACAUCACUCUUUUGGUUUACGUAAGAUACAAGAUUCUAAAUUACUGAAUAAUGGGAAUGAGGCAGACAUUCCUUCAGAACUUAUCACCCAAUGUGUUGCUACUCUCCUUAUGAUUCAGAAGUGCACGGAACGACAAUUUCCUCCAGCAGACGUGGCAAAAAUACUGGAUUCUGCUGUUGUUAGCUUGCAACCCACCUCUUCUCACAACCUUCCACUCUAUGCUGAAAUAGAAAAGUGCAUGGGAAUAGUAAGAACCCAAAUACUGGCUCUAAUACCAACCUAGGUCCAUCUCCUUUUAGUGUGAAGUUGAAGUUGACUCAAUUAGUUGAUUGUGUUGAAAGUUUAAAUGAUAUAGGUGCCUAUACAAAGUGUCAUUCAUAUGUGUUGCAUAUAUAUUUUACUUAGUUUAAAAGUAGUUUUUGUUCUAUGUGCUUAUUAGGAGGUUCACCCAGUGCAGUCAAAAUCCAGGGUUACCAAACUAAGUUCUUUUCUUCUAAUUGUUUAGUUCCCAUUUUUUAUACAUAUAUACAUAGUGAUAAUCCUGUAAAUUUGCAUUCGGUAGAUAUUAAAUACACUGCUGCUUC
Molecule: messenger RNA, 3796 nt
Organism: Cuscuta campestris
Lineage: Eukaryota; Viridiplantae; Streptophyta; Magnoliopsida; Solanales; Convolvulaceae
Source: the annotation of a GenBank genome assembly